GCUUUUAGGACUGGAACAGUGCACAUGGUAGGUGCUUAGAAGAUGUUUGUGUAUAUAUGUAAAUAGGGAAUUUUGUAACUUUGGAAUUUGUUUUUUUUUUUGCUGCACAUUUUGGAUGGAUUAUACAAUAAAGAGCAUCACCUUAAAAAGGAAACCAGCUGACUAGUCCAUAAUUUAUUUUAAAGGACAGAGCCCACGACAUAUGGUGUCAGAAGUGGGAUUAUGGCUAGUCGAAGGAAGCAAAAAGGUCGCAGAUCACAUAAAUAUGAAGAGGAAGACUUUGCUGCUGCAAGGCCGGGGUCAUCGGGGAACCCAGAUGAAGUAUCUUCCAGUCGACCUCUGGGUGAGCUGGUGUCUAUACUGAAAGACUUUUUUGUGGGACAGCAGAAGAGAGAUGAGGGCUUAUUGGAGGAGCUGCGUGGACUGAAGGCAGCUAUGCCAGGAGCCCAGUCCUCUCCACAGCAAGGUCGAAGACCACCUCCAGGAUCUCAGCCCCCACAGCUUCCCCUGGCAUCACUCUCUCCAGACGAGAUAGCAACGGCAAGUAUGGACAGUGUACGGCGAGGUCAACCAAACCAGGGUAUACCAGAGGCUUUCUCCUUCGACCACGCUGACACGGAGGAGGAACGAAGACCAGAAUGGAGACAUUUUAGUGAUCCUAAGAGUCUCCCUUACCAAACUGGCGAGGACAUUGAGAACUACCUCCUGAGAUUCGAGCGCAUCGCAAAAACAUGGCGGUGGCCAGAGUCAGAGUGGGCAUGUCGGCUGGUGCCACUUCUCUCUGGAAAGGCGCUUGAAGCUUAUUCGGCAAUGGAUGAGGACGACGCGAAUGAUUAUCGGUCGCUGAAGGCGGCGCUGCUCAUCAAAUUUGACAUUUCUCCAGAGACGUACCGCCAGCGUUUCCGGAUUUCGACUGUGCCUACCGGGGAAACGCCAACCGAGACUUAUCAUCGCCUUAAGGGACUUUACCGACGCUGGGUUCGACCGGAUCAACUGUCCAAGGAGGCCAUCGGAGAGCUGAUCAUUCUGGAGCAGCUGCUGUGUGUCCUUUCUCCAGACAUCAGGACCUGGGUCAAGGAGCGCGAACCGGAGGAUGGUCUUACAGCUGCAAAAUUGGCUUUGCAGUAUCAGAACGCCCAUCGGGGAAUUUCGCGCUUCUCCAGUUCCAGUCAGCGUCUACCACCAGGACCUCCAGGACCGUCUGCACCACAGCGACACUUCAGAGGAGUAGCCAGCCAGGACAACAGAGGUAUUCCCAGUUCUACCACAUUCCAGCCAGCUCCUGGUAAGACUAUGAUCUGCUUCUAUUGUCAGCAGUCUGGACAUAAAGCGUCAGUGUGUCCGAUGCGUAAGGCUAAACUCACAGGGGCCUGUUAUGCUCCUCGUCCUGAAAUUGAGCUAGUGGGGAGCCGACAAACGCAGGGAACGGAGAAACCAGUGGUGGUCAAUGGACAGCAAACUGUAGCAUUGUUAGACAGUGGUAGUUUUACCUCCCUGGUCAAGAGGAGUCUGGUUCCUGUGAGCACCAUAGACUAUAGUACCAAGACCGACAUUGUUUGCGUUCACGGGGAUUGUCACGUUUACCCAAAGUCAGAGAUCUCAGUUGAGAUCAAUGGACAACAGUAUCUGCUGACAGUAGCUGUAGUCGAUGAUCUACCAAAAGAUUUAAUUCUUGGGACUGAUUUUCCUCUGCUAAUGGACUUGUUGCAGGGGGGGAGAGGGCCGUUGGAUCUAUUGACUGCGGUAUGGACGUCACCGGACCCCAAAGCCAACGAACGAGGAGUUGUACAGUUUGUCCUCCAGAUGAGAGACCGGUUGGCUCAGUAUCGAGAAGAAGCAAAGGUCAAUCUAAAAGAGGCUCAGCAGAAACAGAAGCUGUGGUACGAUAAGCAGGCUCGGACUCGGAACUUUGAGCCGGGCCAAAAAGUUCUGCUUCUACUGCCCUCCUCCAAUAGUAAGCUUUUGGCCAAGUGGCAGGGUCCAUAUGUCGUCAUUCGACGCAUGGGACCUGUAACCUAUGAGAUCCACCACCCCGAGAGAAAGAGGGCUAAACAAACGUACCAUGUCAAUCUGUUAAAGGAAUGGAAGGAGCGGGCUGUGUCUGGCCCUGCCCUCCUGCCCCAGGGUGUGGAGGAGGUGGACAAAGAGGAUGGUCCAGAUGUAAGACUUAUUGCUGAAGUGGAGGGUGACCUUGACCUAUCCCACCUCGUUGAGGAGCUAGUCGUAGAGCUUCGACAGCUCUUUGCUGAAAUGCCCUCUUUGUUCUCUGCGACGCCUGGAAAGACAAGGGUGAUCGAACACACUAUCCGACUUAAAGAUACUCGUCCUUUCCGCCAACGGCCCUAUCGUGUGCCUCAAAAGUUGGUGGGGCAGCUGCAGAAAGAAAUUGAGGCCAUGUUGCAGCUGGGCGUGAUUGAGCCAUCUAACUCUGAAUGGUGCAGCCCAGUUGUGAUAGUGUACAAGAAGGAUGGGACACUGCGGAUUUGUAUUGACUUCCGUAAGCUCAACUCAGUUUCAGAGUUUGACGCCUACCCCAUGCCCCGAAUUGACGAGCUGUUGGAACGCAUCGGAUCAGCGAGAUACAUCACAACUCUCGACCUAUGCAAAGGGUAUUGGCAGGUGCCUCUAGACCCCAGCAGCCGUCCUUAUACGGCCUUCCGUACUCCUGCAGGACUCUUCCAGUUUACGGUGAUGCCGUUUGGCCUCCACGGAGCACCUGCCACUUUCCAACGGCUCAUGGAUAAAGUUCUGCAAGGAUGCGAAGAGUGCAGUGCGGCAUAUUUAGAUGAUGUUGUGAUCUAUAGCCAGACAUGGGAGGCACACCUAGGUCACUUGAAGAAGGUCUUGGGGAAGAUCCAGAGUGCGGGCCUCACCCUGAACUUAAAGAAAUGUGAAUGGGUUCGAGAAGAAGUGAGGUACCUGGGCUACCAGCUUGGGCAGGGCAAGGGUGCAACCAAUGUGGUGGCUGACUACCUUUCUCGGUUGCCUUACAACCUUGGAGAGGGGGAGGAUGGUGUGACGGAGCAGCCCCGUCAGCCCACGCAGUAA
Molecule: messenger RNA, 3048 nt
Organism: Acanthochromis polyacanthus (spiny chromis)
Lineage: Eukaryota; Metazoa; Chordata; Actinopteri; Pomacentridae
Exons: 3
Coding region: 223-3048 (941 amino acids)
Molecular function (GO): zinc ion binding; nucleic acid binding
Source: RefSeq, a predicted model, not a curated record